AACAAACUAGGUAUCGUCUUCUAGGGUUUUAAGGUUUCCGCACAAUUCACAUUCUCUCACUCUCAACCUAAACAGCAUAUCAUCAUCAUGACUACCGAAGAGAAAGAGAUCCUCGCCGCCAAAUUGGAAGAACAGAAGAUAUAUCUUGAUAAGCCUGAAGUUGAGGACGCUGAUGACAAUGAUGAGGAUGACUCUGACGAUGAUGACGAUGCUGAGGGACAAGAGGGAGAGACCGGAGGCAAGUCAAAGCAAAGCAGAAGUGAGAAGAAGAGUCGCAAAGCUAUGCUGAAGCUCGGAAUGAAACCCAUCACUGGUGUCAGCCGUGUCACCGUCAAAAAGAGCAAGAAUGUCAUGUUUGUCAUAUCAAAACCUGAUGUGUUCAAGAGCCCUGCAUCGGACACAUACGUGAUCUUCGGAGAGGCCAAGAUCGAGGACUUGAGCUCGCAGAUCCAGUCUCAAGCUGCAGAGCAGUUCAAGGCUCCGGAUCUCAGCAGCAUGAUCUCAAAGGGUGAGUCGUCGUCCAGCGCUGCAGUGGUGCAGGAUGAUGAUGAGGAGGUCGACGAGGAAGGUGUUGAGCCAAAGGACGUUGAGUUGGUGAUGACUCAAGCAGGUGUGACUAGGCCAAAGGCUGUUAAGGCGCUCAAGGCUGCUGAUGGAGAUAUCGUCUCUGCCAUCAUGGAGCUUACCACCUAAACUCAAAAUCUUUUCAACUUAGGUGUGGCUUAAAUCGAGUUAUGUCCCCGAGAUUGUGUCAAAAAGGAUUCGAAAUUUUUUGUUUUCAUGUUUUCUUUGAGUGAUUUUCAUUGUUGUAUUAGUAUAAACCUCGUAAAUUAUUGAAUUUCAGUUUGAUAUGCUCCUCA
This is a messenger RNA of Brassica oleracea var. oleracea, 860 nucleotides long. Its product is annotated as nascent polypeptide-associated complex subunit alpha-like protein 1. Gene Ontology annotation, cellular component: nascent polypeptide-associated complex; cytoplasm. NCBI's taxonomy places the organism in Eukaryota, Viridiplantae, Streptophyta, Magnoliopsida, Brassicales, Brassicaceae. Gene Ontology annotation, biological process: protein targeting to membrane. The coding region runs from base 88 to 693 and encodes 201 amino acids. The transcript is spliced from 4 exons. The record is from RefSeq and is a predicted model, not a curated record.